AUGCUCAGCGGCCACGCGGAACCCACGGUGGCCCAGAAGGAGACCGACGUCUACAGGCUGGUGUCUUCGGCGAUGCGUCAGCCGUCACUGCGCCGCCAGCUGUCGCAGAUCCUGCCCAUCGUGCGCGCCAUGACGCCGGCGCAGCGGCUGGCGCUGGCGGCCAUGAAGCUGCUGCUGCCGCUCAGCUGGGACAUCGCCAACCUCAUCACGGCCAGCGCCGCCGAGGCCGACGGCGGACGCCUGCUACGCGCCGCGCAGGUCAGUCUGCGCACGCGCUCGCUCUGCUGGCCGCAGCACCGCCUGGAGGCGGCCGACAACGACCCGGAGCCGCAGUCGUGCAACUUGGUGGCCAACGACCUGUGUCUCGAAUCCGACGACUACCCAGACUCUGCGAUCCUGGCGAGCAUCCGGCGCAGCCAGGGCUCGAUGGACGCCAUGCUGCUGGACAGCGGCCAGCGCUCCACCUCGCCGGCGCCCGCUGCAGACAGACGGCCGGAUUCGCCCUUGGCUGCGGCGCUGACGUCAUCGCAGACAUCGGAGUCCGGCACGGCGUCGCUGUGCGCGUCUCGCACGCAGCUGGCCAGGCCGCGGCGGGCUCGCGCCACCAGCGGCCAGUGGAAGUUCGUCGUCAACGUGGGCGAGUACACCCAGACGCUGCGCCUCGACCUCUGCCUAAAGCCUCGUGAGAGCUGCGGCCUGUUGCCGGACAACGUGGAGUCGCGCUGCCAGCAAGUGUACAACUACCACCGCCUGCUCACCUGGGACAACGAGCGGGGACUCCACAUGGACAUCUUCAAGGUGCCCACGUGCUGCACUUGCCAGGUGACCGCCGUGCACCCGCUGCUGCAGCGGCCCAGCAAGCAGCCGACACAGCAGCAGCAGCAUCAGCAGCAGCAGCAGGCCGGCGCCAAACACCACGACGUCGACAACGACGCCGACGCAGCGGCUGUCGUUCCGUCCCGGCUACCAUCCAUCACCACCCCGUCGUCGGCGCCCACGACGCCACCGCCCAGCUUCCUGCCGACGCGGCACGGCUUCCGGCGGCCGUCCACGCACCCUGUCACCGGCUCCCCAGGCUACCUGCCGCCUCGGGGGCCGCCGCUGCCGCUCGCCGACCACGGAGGCGCAGACGUCGACUCCCGUCUCAGCUGGCUCAAGCGCAACCGCUCCUCCCUCUACAACAGGUACCCUCCGCGGAGGCCGAAGCCCCACGUCAUCUCCUCCGACUCUAUCCGGCGCGGUGCCACUACGAGGCAGCCGCAGGCGCCGUCGCCGCCGACGCUGCCGACGCCUCCAGACGCCGCCACCCCCAGCCCGGACGGUCUGAGUGUCGGCGCCGCAUCGGGCCCUCACCGGCGCGUCAACUACAGCUACCACCCCAUCAUAGACUACAUCCGCCAGCAGCAACUCGCCGAGCAGCCGACGGCGGCGCUGCAGUCGCGCUCCGGCGAGGGCUGGACGCCCAUCGAAGGAGGAGCCGCCGCGUAG
Messenger RNA from Schistocerca cancellata (South American locust), 1488 nucleotides. It is a transcript of the gene NT1, whose product is annotated as neurotrophin 1. The transcript is spliced from 10 exons. Bases 1 to 1488 code for a protein of 495 amino acids. Gene Ontology annotation, biological process: regulation of Toll signaling pathway; innate immune response; central nervous system formation. Gene Ontology annotation, cellular component: extracellular region. NCBI's taxonomy places the organism in Eukaryota, Metazoa, Arthropoda, Insecta, Orthoptera, Acrididae. The record is from RefSeq and is a predicted model, not a curated record. Gene Ontology annotation, molecular function: growth factor activity; Toll binding.